AUGUCUUUCAAUCACGGCAAAUACGCUGAGCCUCUGCAUAACAGCAGGCUCUCAUCACAAACUCGCAAAUCCGCAGUGCCUCGACAUGCCUCCUAUCUUUCAUCAAGACGCCACACAGGGACAGACUGGGAAGACUGGGAAGAUGACGACGUCGUUACAUUAAUAGACAUUGGCGAGACCCCCGCUGGCGAAAAUUCGGACCACCAGAAACUCUUCACAAACAGCCCAUUUUUAAACAUGAACGCUAGCAGUUCGGCCAUGACUACCCGCAGCCCAUCUCCUCUAGAAAGCGACAGCCUCUCUGUAAGCUCCAAUGAAGAGGUUUCCCCCAUCGAAGACGAUGUCCAGACUGGCCUCCAAGCCCCACCACCUACGCCGGCCUUGUUCCUCACCAAGGUUGCCAAACAUCCAAGUGUCAAGGUAUCCAUGAGACGCUCGACAGCUAGAAUUAGCCGGCCGGUGUCAAAGAGGCCUCCGAAGCAGCGGAACGCAAAGCUUGGAAUCACGCUGAUCACGGACAUGACAAAGCUGAGGCGACAAAACCACUUGGCUAAUCAAGCAAAGUCACCGGCAAGGCGAAACGCAAAAUUUGCCGAUGCAGCUGCUCUAAGAGCCUUGGAGGGGUCUCCCAACCCGCAGUCUGUUGGGAACUGGAACUGGCUGAGGAGAGGGAACAACGGGGAUCGUGAGGCCGCAUCCCCUUCUCCUCUUCGAGCCAACGAGGCCCAGUCUCCCGAACAGCUCUCCCCAGAAGCUAGACCGAUAGUCAUCGGCAUUACUCUGCCUUCUGAUGAGGUUGAAAGCCGAGGAAUCGAUCCGCUUACGGCGACGGUCAACAACAUUGACACUCCGAGCGGGGACAUGAGAAAUCCAUAUCCUUUCAAUUUCCAGACAGCUAAUGACCGCGCAAAUCCCCCCUCAAUUCCUACUCAACUCAAAUCAAUGUGGUCUCCAGAUACCCCUGAUACCGCUAGCUCGUUUAGCACAAUCAGAUAUCCGUCAAGCGUGUACUCGCAGGCAUCUAUGGCGGCAAUUAUUGCGCCUGGGUUGAGAGAUGAUGAAGUCCCCCCUGUUCCCGCUCUUCCGGCCGGUUACAAACAGACAACAUCGGCAAUACCACAGCGACUUAUUGGCACAGAACAGCGUAAGAACAAGGACGAGGAAGAUGAUUCAGGGACACCUUGCACGCUUUUCGAAGAGGAUGGAGUCACGCCCUUGAAAUCGCCCGCAAGUAAACUAUCUGCGCGCACUCCUGAUAGUGUGCGUGGCUGGUGGGAUCACCAUUUAGUUACCCCGUUUUUGGACAUGAGAAUGUCUUUUGCGAGCCGAAGAACGCAGAUGGAAUCACCUUUGGACCAGAGGGGGCAUCAACCCGCCAAAGGUACAGACAACAAAGGAGAACAGAGCUCUGCGCUGACUCCAAAAAGCCCUUGGAGAACUAUGAUUUCAAAGCCCGACACGAAACAGAUCUCUCCGUCUGUAGAAAAAGAUGAAGGCCAAAAUUCUACAAACGUCGAUAUUGAAGGCGGCCGUGCCAUCCUAGGAUUAUCCAUGCUGGAAAGGCAACGAGGCCUGUCUACGUUUUCUCCUGACUCUGACUUGUCGAGGCACGUUGAAGAGAAGAAUUCAAAUACAUUUCAAGGCGUUUCCAAGGUAGAGGAUGACAACAUCAUGAUUACCCUUGAAACGGAGGAGAAAAAAUCACAGUCUGACAAGUCCCGUGCUGUGAAUGAGAGCUCAACACUCACAACUCGGUCUGACAAUUACCAGAACUCUUCCUCAGAAUUUCAUGAAAUGAUCUCUUCAGAGACAUCGAAAUCUAAAGAAACACACACCUACGAGUUUGUAUCUACUGAGAUCAGAGAUCGUCAAAUGAUGCCCACCGACUCUCAACCAAAGCACGAACAGAAACGUAACCUUACGCCUCCGCCCAGACCUCAGCGACAAGAAGUUCAGGCCCCAAUCAUCAAAGCACCAACACCUCGACAGACUCCACCACCGAGAGAGGUUGGGAUGCGGGAAGGCUCUGAGCGACCGAUCGUCGUCCACAUUGAGAUCAAUACUGGCCAGCAGCCGCAGAAGUUUGUGGUAGAUCGUGUUGGCUUGAAUUCUACACCGACUAUAAAGAUCCCUACGCCACGGCGGACUCCGUCGCCUCGAGGAGAUGUCCUCAAGGUUAAUGUGGCUGCUGAAGCUGCGCGAGGUGCUUUUGGACACCAUGAAGCGGGUACGCGUGAGAUGAUGCAAGGCCUGGGGAUAACCCAUUUGAGGGCAGAUACUCCCCCUGCGCCUUCAUCUAAGAAGCAGGCUGAAGCUGCUAUUAAGUACCAGGCUGUCUUCCCGCCUGGCCAUCAUCUGCAUACUCAGGAUCCCCAGACAGAAGCGUCUCGUGGCGUCACAUCGGCACCGGCACCAGUUGCAUCGGCGAUGACAACCAUACCUGCCGCUUACACUGCCCACAUUGCCCACGCUGCAGCCCCUAUCGCAGCAUCGACAACAGCUGCACCAACCAUGUCGGUAGCAGCAGAGAUGGCAGCGCCUGUUACUUCGCGGGUAGCUGGCCAUGAGGCAGAUGGAGCUACUGCGGUCUCUGCUGGCAUACUGUCCUCACAGGUCUUGCAUCGUCUUGAAGAAGCCGAGAGAUCUAGAAAGGAGGCGAGCAGUAUUACGCACGAAGCGUCGACCACAAAUCGGUCUGGUGGUGGCUCUCUAUCUACACGUCACGCCGAGGAUACUUCUGCCAACGUGUCUCGAUCUGUGGGAGUUCAGCUGCUAGCACAUGAGCGAGAGACACAAACUUCUACUACACAUCCCACUUCGGAGCAUCACAGCCGUUUUUCUGUAUCACCAACCUCAUCAAAAUCACCUGAUUCAGAGCGGAAGGCUCGAGUGGGCUCAGGACACGUGCGGGCGGCGAGCAACUUUGUGACGUCGGUUUUGAAUCGGCAGCGCUCUCCAGUUGAUCAUCGCCGGGGCGAGACUCGCGCUAUCCAGCCGGUUGAUAUAGUACUAGAAGAACGAAGAGCGCCUGAGGUGUUACCAGCGGCCCCGGAGAGAGCCUAUCUAACAAUAAACGAGAUUCCUUCUGGAAAGAAGACCUGGAUAAGGGUCGAUUCUCCUUCCCUAGAGCAAGGAUUCACUGAGCCAUUACCAGCACACUCUGCUGAAGCGUCACAUGGUGAGCGAAGAUUGGGCAAAGAUGGCAAGAUUGAGCGGAAGAGAGUGCGGCAUGAGAAAGAAGAAAAAAUUGUAAAACGAGCUGGUGGUCUCUGGAGGGGCCGAGGUUGUGUCCCAAAAAAAGGCUGCUUUGGCCGCUCUGGACCGGAGGGCCGCAAGAAGAGAAGAAUCUGGUGCUGUAUCAUAGGAUUCCUCCUGCUUCUCCUCACAAUCUUGGCGAUUGUUCUGGGCGUCGUCCUUUCCAAGCAUCAUGGAUCAGGCGGCCAAAGCUCGAAACCAGCUCCAGGACAGGCCCAGUCUCCCUCCUCAUCUCCGUCGACCCCUUCAGCACCUUCUCCGCUACCCUCAUCUAUAUGGGUCAAUCUCACGGAUUAUCCUGCCAUGCCCACCGGUGUGUUGACCUUUGUUGGUCCAAACAACACCAUUGCCAAGAGCGACUGCACGGAGCCAUCUACCUUGUGGAGCUGCUCCUUGCCCAAGGAUUCCCAGGCGUCUGUGUCGCCAUUUAAGCCUAACCAGCCAACUAUUAUUUUCCAGAUCCAAUGGGAUAACAGCACAGACAAGGCAUGGAAUAUUCCCAACGGCGCUCCACCCACUCCUAUUUCCAAGAGAGGCGAGAGCAACGGCAACUCUUCAAUAGAUGGAUUCAUUCCUGAUCCGAGCCCGCCGACAUUCGACGAGAUGUUUUUCCUGGGCGAAACCACGGAUAACAUUCAAUCGAGCCAAAAGGCUGGAGAACCAACUCCUUUCUUCAUUAGUAUCCUCGAGUCUCUGAAUGAUACGGUUAAGUCGCCGUCUUUGAGCCGAAGGGUCACCACUGCCUCGGAUAUUGUAAACAUUUCGGAUAUUAUCUUCCCACCAGACUUCAAAGCAGACGGCACUCCAGCGCCUGCUGUAAUGCUUCCUACCCCAGCUCAACAACCGGUUCGGCUAUUCGAUCGGGGCCUACCAACCGAGCAUUAUGGGUUCUAUACGUACUUUCAACGCACAAUCUUUCUCAAGUCUGUCGCUGUUCUCAAUAAGUCGAGUGAUGGAAACGUACCGGCAGAUGAAAACGGUGGCUGCAGCGAAACAGAGGCCAACCAUCUAGUUACCUGGGCUGAGACCCGUAUGUUGGUGCAGAUUUGGACACGAAAACUGAAUAGCACAGGCUCACUGCUGUCUUCGGAUGGUCAAGGUAUUGGUAACUCACCUCAGCUGAUCCAGCCGGGAACAAUGCCAUAUCCUGUGACAGUGACGCUGGACACUCACGGCGGUGACCCUGACCACAAGGUGGUGUGGGAGUGGCCCAUGGAUGAUCGCCAGAAGCUGAAUACAAGCGCUCCUGAAUUACUUGCCAACAAUAUGGCUGCUGGAGGAACUUGGAUCAACCAUCGUGGUAGCGGCAAUGCCACGUUUGGAGGCUUCGAUGGAGGCACUGGAGGGUGCAAGUGCCAAUGGGCGAAUUGGUCGUGA
Messenger RNA from Trichoderma gamsii, 4632 nucleotides. RefSeq lists its product as hypothetical. The record is from RefSeq and is a predicted model, not a curated record. The coding region runs from base 1 to 4632 and encodes 1543 amino acids. The transcript has a single exon. NCBI's taxonomy places the organism in Eukaryota, Fungi, Ascomycota, Sordariomycetes, Hypocreales, Hypocreaceae.